Molecule: messenger RNA, 1443 nt
Organism: Guillardia theta CCMP2712
Lineage: Eukaryota; Cryptophyceae; Pyrenomonadales; Geminigeraceae
Exons: 10
Coding region: 1-1443 (480 amino acids)
Source: RefSeq, a predicted model, not a curated record
AUGUCUGCUGAAAAGGAUGACUUACAGUCUUGUUCUGGUGGUCACAAGAGCAUCUACGAGCGGCAGCUUGCUUGGCAGCGCCGCAAAGAAGACGCGAUUGAGAGCAAGCGACUGGAGCUGGAGAAGGAGAAGGAAAUUGACUGCACCUUUCGCCCCAUGACCAGCCAAAGGACGGAGUCCUUCCUCGGUGAGCUGGGAGGCCUGUCCAGCUCGAGGGUUCUGGAGGAGGAGCGAGUGGUGAACAGGCUGUACGAUCACGGAGUAGAACAGAAGAGGCAGCUACAGGCUCAGCUCAGGGAGCGACUGAAUAAGGAGAUAGAAAAGAUCUGUACUUUCAAGCCGCAGGUGAACCCGUCAGGGAAGAGAGACCCUACACCCGUGAGAAGCAGGUACAUGGACAUAACCCCGCGAAAGAAUGUCAGCAUGGAGGAGAGUCACUUGAUGCGAGAGGAGAAGGAGCUGCUUGAAUGCACCUUCAAGCCUCGCGUGAACAAGCCAUCCAACGAAAUGCAGGUUGCCAAGGAGUAUCUUUCUGAGCCAGCAUGGCUUCGGCUAAGUGUCAGUCGUCCUCGCCCUGUCUCGCCUCAGGUCUCAACUGAAAGCUCAACAAACAUGAGUAGCAACAAGAAGGAGAAACCUCGACCAGCUAGUGCUCCAAAGUCACGACCCAACACGAGCGUGAGCAGCGAAUCGUCCUUCGACGCAUUCUUGGAGCGGCAGGAGCAGUUUGUGAGGAGGAUGGAGUUUCACAUGGCGCAGAAGAGGCAGCAGUCGCUUCCCACGCAUCCGCGCUCGCUGCUGUCGGAGAGGUCCAAGCGGCUCAUCGACAAGAAGGUCAAGAAGGACCCGAAGAUGGCGGGGAGCUUCCUCGAUCGGUUGGAAGCGAUGAUAGACAGGAGGGAGCAGACGCGGAGGGAACAGCAGGAGAAAGCAGAUGGGGAGCACAGCUUCAAGCCCAAGAUCAACCGAGCUAGUCGAGAGCUGCGAGGAAGGUCGUGGCACGAGAUGAGCUACGGGGAUAUGACAAGGCAGGGAGAAGCCCAGCUUACCGUGAAGAGAGACGUGGAGUACCGUAACACCUCGCUCUACACCUACAAACCCCAGCUCAACGCGGUCCCUGGGGUGGAGAGUCGACUCAAGAUCAGCUCUGACCCCCACAAUUACCUCGCUCGCGUAGAGCACGAGCAGCGUCGAGCCCAGCAGGAGCAGAGCAGAACCGCACAGGAGCUGCGAGAGAAGGAGCUGGAGGAGUGCACGUUCCAACCGCUAAUCCAUGAAGCGCCUGAGUUUGUCAAGAGGAUCGCACAAACUCACAAGAGGAAGAAGAUGGUUGAGGCGAUGAGGAAGCAGGCUUCGAUAGAGAACGUGCAUCCUGACUGGAACAGCUCGGUGGCUGUGGAGGAGAAGAAAGCAGAGCUAGCGAAUGUUAUUGAAUGUGAUUAA